CUGGAACCGUGAGCAUAUAGUGACACCGUUCGACACGUUACUGAUGUUUCUGCCAGUUCUCACUGGAUUAUUUUUAUUGCAAAUUUGGGAGAACAAGAAAUCGUACGGAGAAGAAACCCCCCAAUCCGUUUCAAUUGUGUGGAAUCCUUCAGGAGAGCGGUUUCCGUAUGAUGAGAACAAAGUCAUAAGUGUAGACAUUGAUGCACAACUGACUCUUUCAUGUACCUCCAAAUUGAAUGAGUCAUCCAUUGCGAAGAUCUACAUGGUCAAUGAAACCGGUUUCGAUUUGUGCUCUGCAGAACCUGCUCAUCGGAUUAGAUUUCAAGAUAUCACAACUUUGGCUACACAAGAUGACUAUUUGCUGCAAUGUCGUGGACCUGACCGCAUUUUAGAUUUUGCCAAUUUUAUCAAAUGGUCAUUUCUCUCUAAACAUACCUUUGUAGGAAUGUUUGUCUAUUUGAUUGAUGUAUCAAAUCUGACGACAUUUGAUGGCACAAAAAUUCAAAAUGAAAUUUCUGGUGGUGCAUGUUUGUACCGUGGAAUGAAGUUGAAGAUUAUUCUAACAGAUGAAAAGGUGCCAACAACUGCAGCACCCACAACUGAAGGUGAUUAUGCAACUGAAACUUAUGAGAAUAUUGGAACUAAGUCAGAUCAGGGAGCUGAACCAACUUCUGGUGUGAUUACUGAAAGUCAAGGUAAUGGAGGUCCUGAACCUACACCAACUAAACAAAUCAAGUCACCUGAUGAACAAAAGGCUAAAAACAGCACAUGUCGUCAAGUAUCACUCAGUUUCUUACUGGUUGCAGUGUGUCUGUUUAUGCAGCUCGCAGGAUGAAACACUCUGAGCAGUCUCAUAUUGUAACCAAGUACAUUGAUGGUGUUAGGUGACAGUAGAGGUACACUGUCAGCAGUGUAGUUUUAUUCUUAAUAUGCAAUGUCAGUAAAUUGCCGUUUUGUAGUAAAAUGAAAGCUUCAUGUGGUGUAAAUAUUGAGUUAUCUUGUUAGCCAAUAACACAAGUCUCUCCAUCUAUUAUGC
Molecule: messenger RNA, 1036 nt
Organism: Corticium candelabrum
Lineage: Eukaryota; Metazoa; Porifera; Homoscleromorpha; Homosclerophorida; Plakinidae
Exons: 6
Coding region: 44-835 (263 amino acids)
Cellular component (GO): membrane
Source: RefSeq, a predicted model, not a curated record